CCGAGCGGCUGGGCCCAGCGCCGGCGCGGAUGGCGGACUCGCAGCUGUUCUGCGUGGCCGAGGAGCGCAGCGGUCACUGCGCCGUGGUGGACGGAAACUUCCUCUACGUGUGGGGGGGCUACGUGUCUAUUGAAGACAAUGAAGUAUAUUUGCCCAAUGAUGAAAUUUGGACCUAUGAUGUUGAUAGUGGGUUGUGGACAAUGCACCUAAUGGAAGGAGAACUCCCUACCUCCAUGUCAGGAAGUUGCGGUGCCUGCAUCCAUGGAAAAUUCUAUGUUUUUGGAGGAUAUGAUGACAAAGGAUACAGCAAUCGACUGUAUUUCGUAAAUCUGCGAACAAGGGACGGCACCUACGUUUGGGAAAAAAUCACCAACUUCGAAGGACAACCACCCACACCACGUGAUAAACUUUCCUGCUGGGUAUAUAAAGACAGAUUAAUUUAUUUUGGUGGUUAUGGCUGUAGGAGACACAAUGAACUUCAAGACUGUUUUGAUGUUCAUGACGCAUCUUGGGAAGAGCAGAUAUUCUGGGGAUGGCAUAAUGAUGUUCACAUAUUUGACACAAAAACACAGACUUGGUUUCAACCAGAAAUUAAAGGUGGAGUUCCGCCACAGCCACGAGCAGCGCAUACAUGUGCGAUUCUUGGAAAUAAGGGCUAUGUCUUUGGCGGACGUGUCUUGCAAACUAGGAUGAAUGAUUUGCACUAUCUAAACUUAGAUACCUGGACUUGGUCUGGAAGGAUUCCUAUUAAUGGAGAAAAUCCCAAACAUCGGUCAUGGCAUACUUUGACACCAAUAGCUGAUGAUAAGCUUUUCUUAUUUGGGGGACUAAGUGCAGACAAUAUUCCCUUAAGCGAUGGUUGGAUUCAUGAUAUCACAACUAAUUGUUGGAAGCAGCUUACACAUUUGCCUAAAACAAAACCCAGGUUAUGGCACACAGCUUGUUUGGGAAAAGAAAAUGAAAUCAUGGUUUUUGGUGGAAGCAAAGAUGAUCUACUUUCCUUAGAUACAGUAGCCCCACAGAAGUGACAGAGAAUUCUGAUCUUUACCUUCAAUUUCAAAACUUCAGUAAAACCAAGAAAGCCAUGCUCUGAGGAAAUGUGGAAGUUCUGGGAGCCAGUUUUGAAAUUCUCUAGUCAAACAGUAUUCAUUCCGCACUCUCACCAACUGAUGAUGUACUGCCAGUUUCUGUGCUGUUCACCUCUGCAGCCCAAAAAGGACAGCCUCAUAACUUUAUCUCUGAAUUCUCCAUCACAGGCUCUCUGUUUGGAAUAUGUUUCUAGAAGGUUUGAUGGUUUUGUUUUUUUUUUUUUUCAAGUGACCCAUAUGAUAGGUUUCCAGUUUAAUUCUGGAAUUUCUUAGGACUGUCAGGAUAUUCUUCCAGUUGUCAGGAAGGCAUCUUUUACUAUAUCAUUAUACAAAUGAUAUAGUAAAUAAAUAGCACAUCAAAAUUUGUGAACCUAUUUUCAAAUAGUGUCUUUGCACAAACAUCUUUUUAAGAUAAUUAGCUUCUUUUAAAAAUGAGCUUCUUAACAAAAGCUUGAAAUAGUCUUUAGAACUUUAUAUUGUCAGCCUAGAUACAAAGUGAUGUUUUUACCAAAUCAUUAUUUAUUUAUAUGUAUAUAUGUGUGAGAGAGAGGAAUACAAAAUAAACUCAGUAAGGUAGGGAAAUUUUUAGAGUAGUAAUAUUUCUGACAAGUGAAAAUUUUGAUUCAGAACAUUUUGAAGGAAAAGAAGCAAUUUUAAGAAACAAAUAAUGCCCCCUGCCUAAUUUUUAUUGGGGAUGGGCUAUUUUUCCAUUGUAUGAAUGUAAUUAUGUUGGAAUUUCCAGUUUGAUGAAUUUUUCAUGUAGUCCAUCUUGUAGGUACAAGGACAUUUUUUAAUCAUAGGGUUUAGUCUCUUUUCAAGAGGAAAAGACCAGAGCUUUCUGUCCCCGCUUCUUUUUGCUCCAUGAGGAUACUUUGGGAAUAUGGCAGACUGCAAGUUAGGAAGAGGGCGCUCACCUAGAAGCAAAUCUACCAGCACCUUGACCUAGGAUUUUCUAGCCUCCACAACUGUGAGACAUACAUGUUUGUUGUUUCAGCUGCCCAGGAAAAGUAUUUUACUAUAGCAACCAGCGCUGUCUAUCUUUGACACAUCCAAAGUUCAUAGUUUACAUUGGUGGUGGACUUUCUAUGGAUUUAGACAAAUAUGAUAACAGGUAUCCACAUUACAGCAUCAUAGAAAAUAGUUUCACUUCCCUAAAAAUGCUUUGUACUUUGCCUGUUCAUUUCUGCCUCUGUCCAUAAGGUCUGUUGACUACUGGUCUUUUUACUCUGUUUAUUGUUUUGCUUCUUCCAGAAUGUCACAUGGUUGGAAUCAUACAGUAUGUAUGAUUGGUUUAUUAUUUUUUUUAGAUUGGUUUAUUUCAGGUGUAACAUGCUUUUAAAUUUUCCACGUCUUUCUGUGGCUUGAAAGAUAGUUCAUUUCUUUUAUUCAAUAAAUAGUAUUCUAUUGCCUGUUUCCACCACAUUAAUUAUUUCAGAUUUUCUACAUUUCUACAUGAUAAUUAUGUCAUCUAUGAACAAAGACAAUUUAGUUUCUUCUUCUGUGAUAUUUAUAUAUUUUACUUUCUUGUCUUAUUGUAUUUGUUGGUAUAUCUGGUAGGAUGUUGCAAGGUAGGGGUGAUAGAGGACAUCCUUGUCCUUCUGAUCUUACUGGGAAAGCUUCAAGUUUCUCAUCAUUGAGUAUAAUGUUAACUUUCAGCUUUUUUUUUUUAAAGAUUUACUUAUUUAUGCAUACAGAACUGGGGUACAAGCUAGACGU
Condylura cristata (star-nosed mole) is the source of this 2804-nucleotide messenger RNA. RefSeq names its product kelch domain containing 1 (gene KLHDC1). The record is from RefSeq and is a predicted model, not a curated record. Gene Ontology annotation, molecular function: protein binding. The transcript is spliced from 12 exons. NCBI's taxonomy places the organism in Eukaryota, Metazoa, Chordata, Mammalia, Eulipotyphla, Talpidae. The coding region runs from base 30 to 1028 and encodes 332 amino acids.